Molecule: messenger RNA, 747 nt
Organism: Antrostomus carolinensis (chuck-will's-widow)
Lineage: Eukaryota; Metazoa; Chordata; Aves; Caprimulgiformes; Caprimulgidae
Product: interferon
Exons: 1
Coding region: 1-747 (248 amino acids)
Biological process (GO): defense response
Cellular component (GO): extracellular region
Molecular function (GO): cytokine receptor binding
Source: RefSeq, a predicted model, not a curated record
AUGACCCACAGCCCCGCAACCCCACAGCCCCGCCUGCCCCACACAGCCCCGGCGCUCCUGCUCCUCCUCACCGCUCUGCCCACCGCCCUCGCCUGCCACCACCUGCGCACCCGACACCCCACCUUCCCCUGGGACACCCUCCAGCUCCUCCACGCCAUGGCUCCCAGCCCACCACAGCCCUGCCAGCACCACCACCACCCGCCCUUCUUCCCCGACACCCUCCUCCAACACACCCCCCCGCACCAAGCCGCCCGCACCGCCCUCCGCAUCCUACAACACCUCUUCCACACCCUCAGCAGCCCCAACACCCCCCACCACUGGCACGCCCACGCACGACACCACCUCCUCAACAGCCUCCAGCACCACAUCCACCGCCUGCAGCGCUGCCUGACGGACAACGCCACGCUCUCCCCAGGACAAGGGCCCCAACACCUCAGCCUCAACAUCACCAGAUACUCCCGCGACAUCCGGCACUUCCUCCGCGCCCACGGCCACAGCGCCUGCGCCUGGGACCACGUCCUCCUUGAAGCUCGCAGCUGCUUGCGACACGUGGACACGCUCCUGCGGCAAACCCAGAGCCAAGCUGCUCCUGCCCUCCAACCACACCAGCCGCGCCCCACGCCCGGCCCCAGCCCAGCCUGGCACCCACAGCUCCAGCACAGCCCGCAGCAGCCCGGCCUGGCAGCGCUCAGCCCGGCUCACACCUCUUCCAGCCAGGAGCCCGCGCCCACGGGGACGUGGCCAUGA